Molecule: messenger RNA, 12530 nt
Organism: Orcinus orca (killer whale)
Lineage: Eukaryota; Metazoa; Chordata; Mammalia; Artiodactyla; Delphinidae
Gene: AGPS
Product: alkylglycerone phosphate synthase
Exons: 22
Coding region: 63-2111 (682 amino acids)
Biological process (GO): lipid biosynthetic process
Molecular function (GO): alkylglycerone-phosphate synthase activity; FAD binding
Source: RefSeq, a predicted model, not a curated record
CUCCAGGCGCAUGGCACCCGCCGCCCAGUCGCCGCGGUGGCUGCCGGGAUGCGCCGCAACGAAUGGUCGCGCCGGGCGCAGCUUUGAGUGACCUUUCACCCGCGCCCAGCGGUCCCGGGCGGCGGCACAAGGCGGAAGCCAUGGCGGAGGCGGUGGCUGCGGCUGCGGCGGGCGGGACGGGCGCGGACGCGGGCUCCGGUUCUGCAGCGGACAGGGAGCGGGACCGCGCCGGGCGGAGGCUGCGGGUUCUUUCGGGCCAUCUGCUGGGCCGGCCCCAGGAGGCUUUGAGUACCAAUGAGUGCAAAGCGCGGAGAGCGGCGGCAGCCGCGGCCGCCACGGCGGCGCCCACUGCCACUCCCGCCGCGCAGGAGUCGGGCACCAUCCCCAAGAAGCGGCAAGAAGUUAUGAAAUGGAAUGGAUGGGGAUAUAAUGAUUCCAGGUUCUUCUUCAAUAAGAAAGGACAAGUUGAGUUGACUGGGAAAAGGUACCCUCUUAGUGGCAUGGUUUUGCCAACUUUUAAAGAGUGGAUCCAAAAUACCCUUGGAGUAAGUCUGGAGCAUAAAACUACCUCUAAAGCAUCCUUAAAUCCUAGUGAUACACCUCCUUCUAUUGUAAAUGAAGAUUUUCUUCAUGACCUUAAAGAAGUUAAUAUUUCAUACUCACAAGAAGCAGAUGAUCGAGUAUUUAGAGCUCAUGGUCAUUGUCUUCAUGAGAUAUUUUUGCUCAGGGAAGGAAUGUUUCAGCGAAUUCCUGAUAUAGUUUUAUGGCCAACGUGUCAUGAUGAUGUAGUUAAGAUUGUGAAUCUAGCGUGCAAAUAUAACCUUUGUAUCAUACCAAUUGGUGGAGGAACAAGUGUUUCAUAUGGCCUCAUGUGUCCUGCAGAUGAGACAAGAACAAUAAUUUCUUUGGACACUUCACAAAUGAAUCGAAUCCUCUGGGUUGAUGAGAGCAAUCUGACAGCUCAUGUAGAGGCUGGCAUAACAGGACAAGAGUUGGAAAGACAGCUUAAAGAAAGUGGUUAUUGUACAGGUCAUGAACCAGAUUCCCUGGAAUUCAGCACUGUGGGAGGAUGGGUAUCUACUCGGGCAUCAGGCAUGAAGAAGAAUAUCUAUGGCAAUAUUGAGGACUUGGUGGUUCAUAUAAAAAUGGUAACACCUAGAGGUAUAAUAGAAAAAAGCUGUCAAGGACCUCGAAUGUCAACAGGCCCUGAUAUCCAUCACUUCAUCAUGGGAUCUGAAGGAACUCUUGGUGUGAUAACAGAAGCUACAAUAAAAAUCAGACCAAUCCCUGAAUACCAAAAGUAUGGCUCAGUAGCUUUCCCUAAUUUUGAACGAGGAGUAGCCUGUUUAAGAGAAAUUGCAAAACAGAGAUGUGCUCCUGCAUCUAUUCGCCUCAUGGACAACCAGCAAUUUCAGUUUGGUCAUGCUCUCAAACCUCAGGUUUCCUCUAUUUUUACAUCAUUUUUGGAUGGAUUAAAAAAGUUUUAUAUUACAAAGUUUAAAGGAUUUGAUCCAAAUCAGCUAAGUGUCGCUACAUUACUGUUUGAGGGGGACCGUGAGAAGGUUCUUCAACAUGAAAAACAAGUGUAUGACAUUGCUUCAAAAUUUGGUGGAUUAGCAGCUGGAGAAGAUAAUGGACAGAGAGGUUAUUUGCUGACCUAUGUCAUUGCAUACAUUCGAGAUUUGGGUUUGGAAUACUAUGUAUUAGGGGAAUCUUUUGAGACUUCUGCUCCUUGGGACAGGGUUGUAGAUCUCUGUAGAAAUGUAAAGGAAAGAAUAACAAGGGAAUGCAAAGAGAAAGGUGUUCAGUUUGCUCCUCUUGCUACAUGCAGGGUGACUCAGACUUAUGAUGCAGGUGCAUGUAUCUAUUUCUACUUUGCCUUUAACUACAGGGGAAUCAGUGACCCACUGACUGUGUUUGAACAAACUGAGGCAGCUGCUAGAGAAGAAAUCCUCGCUAAUGGAGGGAGCCUGUCGCAUCACCACGGAGUGGGCAAGUUACGGAAGCAGUGGCUAAAGGAAAGUAUCUCUGAUGUCGGCUUUGGGAUGCUGAAGUCUGUCAAGGAAUAUGUGGACCCCAAUAACAUCUUUGGAAACAGAAACCUUUUAUAAAUCCAUUACUAUUGUUAAGAAAAAUGUCACUUUUUUUUUAAGUCUUUUAACUAUGGUUAUACCAGUAAUCAGAUAUAUCAUGGACUUUAUUUCAGCUACCUUUGUUUGUUGGUUUAAAAUAAGUUUGUUUCAUUCUGUAGUUUGUUUUGUUUCUACAUCUAUGGAUUGACAGAUGGUAUUCCUAAAUCUCUCUCAUUGUAGGUGUAUCAGUUUACAGCCAACUGGUUGUCAUUUCAAAUUUCAGUCAGGCAGCACAAGGCUGCCAGUGGUUAAUUUCAGAAGAAGAUGCUGCCAGCUGUUUUGUAUUGAUGCUUCUUCUUAGGAACAAAGCCAGAUUUUGGUGUCAUCUAUUGUUUCUCUAGCCUCUUUUUUAAAAGAACGUUUCUGGGAAGCAGCUAUCUAGGGAAGGAUUCCACUGAGGAGUGAUACACAUGUAUGUUUUUUUAAGAGUGCAUUCUAGUGUGAAUAGGUCAUUAAGGGAGAAUACCCAUGAAAGAAUAUAGGCAACCUCUUAUUUAGGAAGCCUUCAGUUCUGUAAGGUGCUUGGCCUACAUUUUUCUUUGAAAUUAGUAUACAGUUGUAAAACCUUAAAUCAUUAGUAUGCUUUAUUCUGUCAGGGGACAUGUUUUUGUUCUCCAUGUUUCUGUUUCUACUGAGGUAUGAGUUGUAUUUGUAUCACUGAGAUAACAUAUUGUUAUAUCCUAAUUCAUUCAUAAUAUGUUUUAUAAGAAAAGCUGACUUAUCACUCAUUGUAUGUGAAGAACAGGUUUACCAUGAAAGGAAUGUCUUUAUUCAACUUAGAGUUCUAAUGUUUCUCAUUUCACAUUCUUGUUGCUGAGAUGCAGAAGAAGCUACAACAGGAGCAGAAGAGGGAAGACUUCUUACACUGAAUGUCUCCAGUUCAAAGAACUGUUUUGGCUAAAGAAACACAGUCAUCAUUCAGCUACUGAAUUUGAAAACCUCAACAGUUUCAAUGACAAAAAACCUUCUUAAAAAAAAUUAACCCAAACAACAUGAUAAAUUUCCAUAUAAAAGUAAAGUUUCAAUUUAGUUUUUAAUAAUGGUUUAAUGCCUUUUUUGAAUUACUGGUUUAACCUAAAUUAAAAAAUAUAAUGUAUUACACAUACCAUAAUCAAAAGUUUGAAAUAUCAUAUUUCUUAAACAAUAGGGAGAACGUUAACCACAUUUAGUGAACAUUUUUACAUUCAAACCUGGAUAUUAAAAUAAAUGAAAUGAUUACUUUGAAUCACUGUCUGUCAAGGUUCAUGGCUCACAUUUUGAGACAGAUUCUUUUCUUAAUGUAGUACUUAACUUUUGAUAAUUUUUUUAGAAUUAAUAUUUGAUCAGCUAAUAUGAGUCAGAAUGCAGACUAUCCUUUAAAAGGACACACUCUCUGUCUAUGUAGCAACAGCUCCAAAGUAUUUUUGGGCAGUUUGAUACCUUUUAUAUCUGAAGUAGCCUUAACCAGAAAAUCUAAAAUUGAUUCACAAAAUGAUAUUUUUAAGACUUCAAAAUGAUAAUUUUUAACAAAUAAAAUUGGCCUCAAACUAAUAAAAUCUGUAAGCAAAUCAAAAUGAAAUAUUAGUUUAACAACAAAAACUAAAUAUUUAUUUAUUAGAUGCUGCCUCUCUUCAUUGGUGAUUUAUUUUUAAUUAUAAAAUUUCCAGCAGAUCUUUGCUUCAAGCCCUUGAUAUUUGAAAUAGUUAGAUACUUGAUGAGGAAAUUACACUUGCUUCUCAAAUUAUAAAAAUCUCAGCUUUAUGAAAUGCAUCUAUUCAUGAAAGUAAUUUCUCUAAUUGGUGAUCAAAAUGUAAAAUUUAUUACGAUACUAAUAUCUCACUGGAGUGUAUACAUGUUUCUGAGUAAUUUUUUAAAAAUAAAACUUACAGAUUCAUAAGCAGAUCCAUUCCUUUGCACGUGAUUGUUAUAACAUUCUUUCCUAGGGAGUUCAGGUUUCAAUAACCUCAGAAUUAGGAAAUGUAACACCUGAAAUUGUUCACUGUUCUACAUGAACCUUAUGGAAAUUAGUGAUUUAUGCGUUUGUUUUCUUCCAUGCAUGCAUGACUCUCCAACCUUGAUUUUGUAGUGAUGACUACAUUUUGUAGUUAGGAUCAUUUCUACAGGGAUCAUUUUGAAACACAUAAACACUCAUCAGUACUGUUUCACUCUGAUUUAGUAAAUCAGAAAGGCUUUCCCUGCUUCCACGCAUCCACCUCUGAGAGGUGCCUCAGCUGCAUAACUGCAUAACACCGAUUUGUCUUUCUUAAAUUAGUCAUAUUUCUAAUAUUUUAUUUGAUGAUGUCACAUUUGGGUUGACAUUUUAGUGGGAAUGGGAACUUGCUGCUAGUGAGAAAUGGCAUUGAAUACUAGAGUCAGUAUGAACAGGCUUUAUUGACCCCUAGAGAAACAGCUGCCUUAAUGUUUGGUGCACUUUACAGUGUAUAAGUGAGUUUAUUAGUGUUAUGCUAAGUAACGUGAGCUUUUUUAGUUUAGUAAGAAUUGCAGAAGCCACAUGUUUAUUGUGCCCAGCAUUUUACCACAAAGAAAGAGGAUUAAAUUCUUUCCUCUCUUGAGGAAUUGGGAGUUUUCUUCCUAAAUGCUUACAUACUAUAGUACUGUUACUUAAAAGCUGUUUAUGAAGCUGGAAGCAUUCUAGUAUACUGAGCUGUGUUGAUGUAUUUUGGAAAACAAAAACGCAGUGAAGGAUGAACUUCCAUCAGUGUGUGUAUUAAACCAGAUACAGAUGGUUGCAAGAAAACCUCUUUUUCAGAAUAUUCUCUUAGUAACAGCUGAGUCCUAGCUUGCAGUUUUGAAAAUGACUUUUGCAUGUUGGCUUCAGAGGUUUUCCAUUGUCAUAUUCUUUUAUAGCUGCAACUUCUUAACUAUAGCUGAUCAGACAAGCCCUGUGGUACCAAGCUGAAGUCUGUAACCUUGGCUGUUCAAAUGGGCUGAGUUUGGUCGAACAUCUAUUUUAUGUAAAUGUAGAACACAAACAUUUAUUAUGCAUUGAUGCACAAACUGCACAUGCUGGUGCUUGAAGCAGCCAAGGUGGAAUUCUGUGGAAAGCAUAUCUACAUUUUAAGAAGCACUGGGACAGGAGUUAAGGACAGCUUUAAUAGCUUUUUGCUACCACUUAAUCUUUGGCGAUUUCGAUUUUAAUUAGGGUUUAGCUCGUGGUGGGAGAAAAGCUGAAAAUAACAAGUGCCAGGAUAGGAUUGAAGAAUCCAGAAUCACCUUUGGCUUUAUGAAAGCUUGCCUUUGCUCAAGGCUUCACGUUCCCAAAUGAGCCACCUGUCAAUAUAUACAUUUAAUCCUCAUUAAUUUCAUAUAGUACAUUGAUGCGGAAAUCCAGAAGGUGUAAAAGAUUGUUUUAAACUAUUGAAAUACAAUGUGUAACAUGAAGGAUGUAAGUUACUCAGCUUUCUGCUCCCUAAAGCAAACAGUGUUUGUCUUUAGUGUGAAAUUUAACUGUAAAAACUACCUGUAAUGUCAACAGAUUAUAGAAACUUAUAUUAUUAAUAAAAUGGACCUGGGUUUAAGAGAUUUUUUUCUUCAGAGGGGGUGUGAAGCUGUUCAUUCUUCUGUUUGCGUCUGGGUUUGUCUUUCGAUUUUAGUUUUUCAUCUUCAUAUUUCCUCUGAUUUGAAAACAAAAUUAAUUUUUAUAAUUUUAUUGAUGAAGCAUUAUCAAGUACAACCUAAAUAUAACUAAAUCCUUUUGGAUUUAUAGAUGAAUAUAUUGUUGGCUAGGUUUUAUUACUCUCUAAUUAUUUUAAAUCAAUGUUAUAUUCCUAGGAGGUGUUUAGUCUCCUGUGAACCUGAAGCAUUCCCAUUUGAACCUUGGAAGAUCCUCAAAGAAUGAGCGCUCUUGUGCUCUCCUAACCACAAGAAUUCCUUAACAAACGUUGCCAAAGCUGUGUUUUUCUGAAUUCUGAGACUGGACAAGGAACCUUCCACUGCAUGAAUACCAAGAAAGGGACAAACUGCACCCAUUCCAAAGGGGUUGAGUGGGCCACCCAAGAUUCCCAGAGAAAACAGACUCUUGGAAAGGCUGAUAUUAACUAUCAUCAAUUCUACUUGCUCCAAGAAGAAAGUCACUUUGUAAGGCCAAAGGUGUUAAAAAAGCAGCAGAGUGGAGUUAUUUUCAUUCAAGCCGUCAAGCCAGGGGUGAUCACCGUGAAAAGAAAGCUGAGCAUAUGGAGCUAAAUCCAAAGGCUGGUCUCCUUAUAAAAGAAGGCCAUGUGAAGACACAGGAACACAGAGACACAGGGCAGAAUGUCAUGUGAAGACACAGUUGGAGAUUGGAGGGAUUCAGCUACAUGCCAAGGAACGCCAAGGGCUCCUGGCAACCACCAGAAACCAGGAGAGAGGCGUGGAAUGGAUUCUCUCGCAGAACCUCCAGAAAGAACCAGCUCUUCUGACACCCUGAUUUCUGACUUCUGGUCUCCAGAACUGUGAGAGAAUAGAUUUCUGUUGUUUUAAGCCACCCAGUUUCUUGUAUUUUGCUAGGCAGCUGUAGGAAAUUAAUAGACCCCCUCUUGGCAGAACUUGGACCCUUAAAGUCCUGAACCUGUUCCUUCUGAAAGACAGAUAAGCUCUCUACCUGUUGAUGUCCCCUUCUGCAGACAUCCUGGGACGUAACUUCCUUUCCAGCCUCCAAUAUUUGAGGAUAUCUUAUGCCCUCUCACAUUCUGUUGUCCUUGAGAGUUUAUAUCUUUUUUUAAAGAAAUGCAAUGUUAUUAUUUCUAAUCACACUUAAUAGCAUUAAAUAAUCAAUAAAAUAUUGAACAAAGGUACUCAUUUUAGAAUUAUGUCACUUAGCAAAAACAACAACAAAACAACCAAAAAAAGUAGGCAAUGACUGAAUAAAUUAUGACAAGUCACUGUCUGGAAUACUAGGCUGCUGUUUCAAAGGACAAUAUGAAAAUUAUGUUAAGGAUGUGGAAGCAUGUUUUGAACUUUAUCUUAAGUGGCCAAAGCAGAAUACACUGGUGUACCUGGAUGAAAAUGUGUUUGCAUGUGGACAACAGUAUGAAGGGGCAUCACAGGAAAAAGAGAAUGUGAGUCCUUCCUUCUGCCCACAGUCUGCUCUUGAUGAUUUAGGUGUGCUCUGAGGCCAUGUAUGUUUUCUCUCCUGUACUCCUCAUUUCCUUCCCGGUCCUCAAUCGCACGUUGUUAAUACCCUUACUUACAAACUGUUCAAGGCAUUGUAGGCUUUUUCUAUCAUGCUCCUUAAAAUUCUUCCAGCCUCUUCCCAUUUCGUAAGAAAGCUUAUAUCUUUAAAAAAUUCCUAUAUUAUUUUAUGAAUGGAAUUCUCAGAAGGAUGUGGAAUAAAUUAUGGAGGUCAAUCCACCAUCUUUUAUUGGCAACAUCAACUCAGUUACAGGUGAAAGUGUUUGGUCAAGGACAAUUUGACAUAAGGUCUUUCUGAGAAAGUAUUUCUCUGGUAACCAGUUGAACAGAACCUACAGUAGCCCAUUCGGUGCUCUAGCAAUUACUCUCCCUGGAAUCUCUACUCAGAUCCCUGUAUCCUCCCCUCUGAAGAAUUCAGAGUUUUACUUUGUAAAUGGGAGGUUUAAAGAGGUAGAGCACUGCGGGACUAAUGGAAUGGCCUUUCACUUCCUCAGGGCAGUGCAGUGGGAAAAAGCAGCAAAGUAAGGCUGAGAAGACUUGGCUUCGAAAUUCUGGCUCUGCUGUGUAUUAACUGCUUCACUCUGGUUAAGUCCAUUAGCUUCUGUAGGUUUCAGUUUCCUCAUUUAUAAAACUUAGACUAUUAGACAUUAUAGGAUUCAGAAUGAAGUAUUUUCUUCCUUCACAGAGUUAGGGUAAAAUUACAUUGUGUAUGUAAAAGCACUUUGUAAACUUUAAAAUUUAAGCCCUAUCCAGUGGCCACUAUAGUCAGUAUUCAAUAAAUGUCUGCUUAUUGAAAAAGUAUACAUAAGGAUACCUUUGUAUUCUUAUGGGCUUUAAUACUGAACUUCUUUUCCAAAAACUCAGUCAGAUAGAAGUCUUUAACUUCGUUUUAGACUCUGGCUACCAGACUCAACAGCUGGGCUGCCAUGUUCAUUGUACAUGAGGUUGAGAGCCUGGCUCCCUCUGAGCACAUCUGCUCGCUAAGAUGGGGCAAUGUGCCUGGAGUGAUUUAUUUAAUAUUUUUACGGCUGCGGCUCUGAUAACGAAAUAUAAGAAUAGUGAGAGCUGAGGAUCCAGAUAUUGCCUCCUUGAAUUCUCUUAGGAGACAUUUUGAAUAAUACAGAGGAUUCUGUUGGCAAUAGCGUAAUAAGAAUGCUUAAUGUUUAUCUAUCUCAUGCCUCACUUCCCAGCAGCAAAAACAAUGCUGACCCUUCAAAUGAACUUUAAAUUUCAGAGAUUUUGGAGAGGCACUUAGAAUGCAAAACACAGUCUUUAAAAGAGGACUUGAUUCAUUUCCUAGUGAAAAAUGCAAGUUUUCUUCUCUUUCUCCCUCUUUCGCUCCCUCCUUCCCUCCCUUCCUCCCUUUCUCCCUCCCUUCUUCCCUCCCUCCUUCUCUCCCUCCUUCCCUCCCUUCCUUUCUUCCUUCUUUCCUUUUUCUUCUUUAGAGAGUCACAGAAGAGAGGGCCAUGAAGAAGACGUAAAUCCACAUUUAAAAUACGCUUUCUUGAGGAACUGGAAAGUAACUUAAGUAAAGACGACAUUCCAAGCCUUGUAUGGACUUGCAGUUAAGUGAUUUUUAGCUUCGUGAUUUCAAAGCAUAAACACUUUUAAAAAGAGUUAUUUAUGUUGGUCAGCUGGAUAGGGAGAAGUAGAUCUUAUCUUAAAUUCUACCCUCAAAAGCCUUAUUAGGGGACUUCCCUGGUGGCGCAGUGGUUAAGAAUCUGCCUGCCAAUGCAGGGGACACAGUUUCGAGCCCUGGUCCGGGAAGAUCCCACAUGCCGCAGAGCAACUAAGCCCAUGCGCCACAACUACUGAGCCUGUGCACUAGAGCCCGUGAGCCACAACUACUGAAGCCCAUGUGCUACAACUACUGAGCCCGCGUGAUGCAUCUACUGAAGCCUGCGUGCCUAGAGCCUGUGCUCCACAACAAAAGAAGCCACCGCAAAGAGAAGCCAGCACAGCACAACGAAAGAGUAGACCCGGCUCGCCACAACUAGAGAAAGCCCGUGUGCAGCAACGAAGAACCAACGCGCCCCCCACCCCCCAAAAAAAGCCUUAUUAGGGAGUAUAUUGUAACUUUUUUUUACCUGAUUCCAGUGUUUUAAUAUAGAUUCAUGAUGGCAGUUUUGAGCUCAUAAAAUGCAUAUGAAUAGAAAUUAAGUCCUACUGUAUAAAGAACAGGUUUUUAAAAGCUGCGUGAAAUAAACCAAAGUCCAUUUUAUUUACAAGAUGAUGUAUACAGAGCUGAUUGCUUUAUCAAGUCAAAGUCAUUUUUUGGAGGUGGAAAACUUUCUCCAAAUCAAACAGCCUGGCAUGUCAGGUAUUCAGGAAGAACUCUGAGAUGUAGCCAAGGGUGUGAAAUGCCUUCACCAGCCACAUACCAUGCUUGAUGCAGAAAGCGACAUGAACUUUAAUGUUCUUCUCUUAAUGAGCCCUCUGGGCUAUUCAGCACUUCACCCUACAGAGCACAUUGUUAUUUCGUGUUUGUAUUGAUAACUGUUAGGCACUAAAGGAUCUGAAAAGUCUUCUAAGUCAAACAAUUAUAUUUUAAUCAUGAUAAUUUACUGUUUUAGAUAAUAUAUAAUAUUUCUUGAAAUCUGUGUAUAUGUGCUAGCUCUCCCUAUCAACUUGAAUACUAAAAUAAUGAGAAGACUGUAUUUUCUGCCAAUGCUGGAAAAAAGAAAAUUUCAUGUAUUUCCUAGCUGAAAAAGUCAAAGCCCUGAAAAAUUCAUGGCUAUAAACUGGUCUUUUUAUGCUAGAAUUAAGGACCAAUUCAACCAUGAUGAGAACUAAACCACUUUCUAAGAAGACAUCAUAGGCCAUAUACUUCAGAUUAUGGGCAGUAAUAUAACAGUGCACACUCUGAUGAAAGGUUUUAUAUAUUUACAGAUGAUAAUUUAAAAUGACAUUAUAACCCUACUUCGUACAUUCCACUGCUUAUUAAUUCUGCGUCCUGUGUCUCAUCGUUCACUCUUCUGUUUCUUCACUCAUCUAUUCAACAAACAGCAGUUUGAAUAUACUUAGGCACCAUUCUGGGUACCAAGAAUAUGAUGGUCCCAAGAAACUAGUCUAACAGGGAAGAAAGACAGAAAAGACAGACAGACAGAAAGAUGACCACAACACAGAGUGUUGCGUGUGGUUAUGAAGAGACAGGUAGAGUGGAAAUGCUGAGGAGGAGUAAAGGUUUUACAGAGGAGGUGACAGUUUGAGCUGUCCUCUUCCAGGCAGAAAGAAGAGGGAGGGAGGUAUAAGCAAAGGCAAAAUGGACAAAAGCGUUCGUGAGUCCUGUGCUUUGGGGCAAAUGGUGCGUGGGUAACAGGAGAUGAGGCCAAGAGGCAGGGAGCCUCAGAAUGAGAGGGCUAACCCCAGGAAUCUGGAAGGUAUCUUAUAGAUUGUGGUAGUAACCUGAGGUUUUUAAGCAGGAGGAUACCAUGAUCUGAUAUUUUUUUAAAAAGGAAGAUCAUUUUGGCAAAAGUUUGGAAGACAGGGUAUAAACUACAUAAAACUGACACUUUUGAAUGUUUAUAUUUCUCUUCCCUUUGUACUUGACUAAUAGUACAUAGAAAAUUUUGAACAGGUUUUCCUAUCAGCACUCAGAUUUGGAUAUAGCAUAUGUAACAAGGACAAUAAUUUGAAAAUAUUAAACCAAUGUAUUUUCGUUCUGCUUGAAUCGUGAUGCCAGUGGCUUCCCACCCAUUAGCUCAGUAGGCUUUCCUCCCCCAGCCAAGCGGUGGUUCCCAGCUAGAAACAGCGAACUGUCAUCACCUAGCUUUCAGAGAGAAUAACUCUCAAUGCCAGCUUUGCAUGGUGAGAAAAGGGAUUUCUAAAUUCCAGAACUCUAUCUCUUAGGAACCGAGCCUGGCUAGGUCAAAUCAUCAAGUCUGAGUACAAAGUUCUGGAGUGGGGAGCACAGAGGAGACCAUAUAAGGAGAGUUCCCAUUAAACUCGGAAAAGGAAAUUCAAAAACUUUCCACUCUGGGUGUUAGAGAAAGGGGAGGAGGAGGGAGACAGAAAGGGAGUGAGGGGGGGAGAAUGGGAUCAGAAGUGAGUGUCCUGGCUCUGUGUUCCCUGGGGGUCGAACCCUGGGGGUGAGGGGAAGGCUUGUCUCUUGAAUCUCAGAGCCUAAUUCAGGAAAAUGACAGAACUUUCCUAGAAGGAGUUGGCACUACCCAGGUGGCAUAUUAGAAAGAACCGAGGAAGCUCUUGUGUGGAUGGCAGGGUGAAGAGAAAGUAGCUGGGGGUUCAUGCGUGCCACAGGCUGAGCAAUGGCAGAGAACCAGCUGAGCAGGAAGCUGGUGGCGGCUUGCCAUGGUCUGCAUGGACCGGGGUCUGCAGCAGCCAGAGCCAGUGGUCAGGCCCUCCACGAAGUGCUCACUGCGCCCACCCCACAGUCCCAGAGGCCAGCUGGGCAUCACGCCCAGAGCCUUGACCCCAGAGGCUGCAUGUGCACUCGGUCCCUCUCCCCCCAGUCACAGAACCCUUACAAAGACAGGUGAGCUCUCCUGGCACCUGGAUGUCAGCUGGGGAGAAGAAACGGUUCUGACUGGGAACAAUUCACAUUUUAGUCUUCCCAAGGACUUGUUUUAACCGGAAGGAAUUGAGAUACUUUAAUUGUCAAGUUUAAGUACCAGUCCCUGAACACCGCCCGCCGCCCCCCCCCCUACCGCCCAUCACCAGGAAAAGGUGGAGCCAGAUAAAUAUAAAUUAUAGAGAAUACAGAAAGUUAUUUUCUUCCCUCCCUCCCUUCCUUCCUUCCUCCCUCCCUCCCUCCCUCCCUUUCUUUAUUUCUUCUUGAGUUUUUCAAGUUAUAUAUGAUGUCAUUCCAUAUAUGUCCCCCCUUUGUAGGGCAAAUAAGAAAUCAGCCUCAACUAUUUCUUUCUCUCAUUCACAGGAAUACUAGAAGUCGUACAGAUAACAUUUACAGGAAACUGAUUUGGGUGGUGUCCUGCUUUUUUUUUAAGUAUGGGAUGAAAUUGUUUCCCUCUCUAACCACAUUCCAUUCCUUGUAGGUUUUUAAGAGGAGAUGAUGUUAUAUUCUAACUAGUCACUCUGUAGCUCACUAUUUUUUCUUUUUUGAAAAAAACUGAACACAAGGCACGAGCCAUCUGGGGAACAUUGAGUUGUUUUUGAAGUACUUUUAUUGGUGUCCAGAAAAAUUGUCUUGGAGUAGCACCUUACUUCCUCUUUUCCAGUUUAUCAAUUCUAACUCCCAGCUUCUACAACUUCAACUAUAUUUUAAAGAUUUUUUUCCUCCCUUCUUUUCAGAGAGCAUAUUAAAAAAAUUUUUUU